AUGAAGAAGGUCCCGAGCGAAUGGCAGAUGUCGCAGCGGGUCAAGGCAGAAAAGGUUGCUGGAGCGCUGGGGGCUCAGGCGCUCAGGCGCCAGCACUACUUUCCGAGCCCUGCAGUGCGUCGUACGAGCGAACCCGACGCGAGCGAUGCGUUCGUGAUGUUCUUCAGCAGCUUUCUGAAACCCACAACGGAGCAUCUGCUGGACCAUUACGACGCCCAAACGGCCAUUUGA
This is a messenger RNA of Microbotryum saponariae, 231 nucleotides long. The record is from the annotation of a GenBank genome assembly. Lineage: Eukaryota; Fungi; Basidiomycota; Microbotryomycetes; Microbotryales; Microbotryaceae.